CCUCCCUGCUCCGAGAGUGGUCAUCAUCGGAGGAGCAUCCUGCCCCGCUGUGCCCCAGCCUGGUCUGCCUGGGACCAGAGUAUCAGGACCAACCGGAUCCCAGGCCCUGGCACCGGACCAGGUGAAAAUGAGUUCUUCAGUAAGAAGAAAAGGCAAGCCAGGCAAAGGAGGUGGAAAAGGAUCUUCUAAAGGAGGAAGAGGAAGCAGGAGUCAUACUAAUAAAUCUCAUGGAAGUGGUGGCAGUGGCGGCAGCGGUGGUGGCGGUGGUGGUGGCAACAGAAAGGCCUCAAGUAGAAUUUGGGAUGAUGGAGAUGACUUUUGUAUCUUCAGUGAAUCAAGGCGCUCAUCCAGACCUAACAACAGUAGUGCAAGCAAGGGAGAAGCACGCCCUAAAUGGAAGCCCAAAGCCAAAGUGCCCCUUCAGACUCUCCAUAUGACCUCUGAGAAUCAAGAGAAAGUAAAAGCUCUUCUGCGAGACCUGCAAGAACAAGAUGCAGAUGCUGGAUCUGAAAGAGGAGUUUCUGGGGAGGAGGAAGAUGAUGAGCCUGAUUAUCGUGACGAUGAGCAGUACUGGUCAGCUGGACAAGAACCUUCCCUUGUUCCGGACUCUGAUCCUUUGGAAUAUGCAGGCUCAGGCCCAGUUGAGCCUCAUAUUCCAGAAUUUACAGUCUCACCAUUUGCAGUGCAAAAACUUUCCAGGUACGGCUUCAACAUUGAACGCUGUCAAGCAGCCCUGAGGGUUUGUGAUGGAGAUUUGGGGGCAUCACUAGAGCACCUACUCACCCAGUGUUUUUCAGAGACAUUUGGAGAAAGGAUGAAAAUCCCUGAAGCAACUGGCCACGUAAGCUUGGAUGAAUGUAUGGAGCAGCGACAGGAAGAGGCACUUGCUCUCAAGUCAAUUUGUGGAGAAAAAUUUAUAGAAAGAAUUCAGAACAGAGUCUGGACCAUUGGAUUGGAACUGGAGUAUCUAACAAGUAAAUUCUGCAAAUCCAAGCAAAAGGAUAGUAAAAAUGUGCAAGAGACAGUACCUGAAACCUGUAAAUUUUACCUAAAAGGAAAUUGUAAAUUUGGAUCAAAAUGCAAAUUCAAACAUGAAGUGCCCCCAAAUCAAAUUGUUGGAAGAGCAGAAAGAAUUGUAGAUGAUUCUCAUCUUAAUGCUAAUGAAGAUGCAUCUUUUUUAUAUGAGCUUGAAAUUCGAUUUUCUAAAGACCACAAAUACCCCUACCAAGCUCCCCUUGUGGCAUUUUAUUCCACCAAUGAGAAUCUACCUCUAGCUUGUCGUUUACAUAUUUCCGAGUUCCUUUAUGGCAAAGCCUUGACAUUUUCAGAAACUUCAGAACCUGUUGUAUAUUCUUUGAUAACCCUUUUAGAGGAAGAAUCAGAAAUUGUCAAAUUACUAACAAAUACUCAUCACAAGUACAGUGUCCCACCUGUGAACUUUCUGCCAGUAUCCUCUGGGACCAAAAUAAAUAAUCCUGCCUGUCGUAAACCAGUGAUUCCAAAUCAUUCUUUUGUUUCAAGUCAGAUUCCAGAAGUUGGAAAAGAAUCAGAACCUGAGGAGGAAGCAGAAGAGGAUGAAGCUCCAGCACCAGUUAUAGUGGAGAAUGAAAGCUAUGUGAACCUUAAGAAAAAGAUUUCCAAAAGAUAUGACUGGCAGGCAAAAUCAGUACACGCUGAAAAUAGUAAAAUCUGCAAGCAGUUCCGGAUGAAACAGGCUUCCAGACAGUUCCAGUCAAUUCUACAAGAAAGGCAAUCACUCCCUGCUUGGGAAGAAAGAGAAACCAUUCUUAAAUUGCUGAGCAAGCACCAAGUGGUUGUCAUAAGUGGUAUGACUGGAUGUGGAAAAACCACACAGAUUCCACAAUUUAUUCUGGAUGAUUCUCUGGGCGGGCCACCUGAGAAAGUGGCUAACAUCAUCUGUACCCAACCCCGACGAAUCUCUGCGAUCUCUGUUGCUGAACGAGUUGCUAAAGAAAGAGCAGAAAGAGUGGGUCUGACCGUGGGAUAUCAGAUUCGGUUAGAAAGUGUCAAGUCUUCAGCCACCAGACUGUUAUACUGCACCACAGGAGUGCUGCUGAGAAGACUAGAAGGAGAUACAGCUCUCCAAGGAGUUACCCAUAUCAUUGUUGAUGAAGUUCAUGAGAGGACAGAAGAAAGUGACUUCUUACUGCUAGUUUUGAAGGACAUUGUGUUGCAGAGGCCUACUCUUCAAGUUAUUCUAAUGAGUGCAACUUUAAAUGCUGAACUCUUUUCAGAAUAUUUCAAUUCCUGCCCAGUUAUUACUAUACCAGGUCGUACAUUUCCUGUUGAUCAGUUUUUUCUGGAAGAUGCAGUUGCUGUGACAAGAUAUGUGUUACAGGAUGGGAGCCCAUAUAUGCGCUCCAUGAAACAGAUUGCAAAGGAAAAACUUAAAGCAAGGCGCAACAGAACUGCAUUUGAAGAAGUGGAGGAAGACCUGAGGCUGUCCCUUCACCUCCAGGAUCAGGAUUCUGUCAAAGAUGCAAUACCAGAUCAACAGUUAGAUUUUAAGCAGCUCAUGACCCGCUAUAAAGGGGUUAGCAAAUCAGUCAUCAAAACGAUGUCCAUUAUGGAUUUCGAAAAGGUUAAUCUUGAAUUAAUAGAGGCCUUAUUAGAAUGGAUUGUAGACGGAAAGCACUCCUAUCCUCCAGGUGCUAUACUUGUAUUUUUACCAGGACUAGCAGAAAUCAAAAUGCUUUAUGAGCAGCUACAGUCUAAUUCUCUUUUCAACAAUCGACGUAGUAAUCGAUGUGUUAUUCACCCACUUCACUCAUCUUUAUCCAGUGAAGAGCAACAAGCUGUAUUUGUAAAACCUCCAGUGGGUGUAACUAAGAUUAUCAUUUCCACCAACAUUGCCGAGACUUCCAUAACCAUUGAUGAUGUUGUCUAUGUCAUCGAUUCUGGGAAAAUGAAAGAGAAGAGAUAUGAUGCCAGCAAAGGGAUGGAAAGUCUAGAGGACACUUUUGUAUCUCAAGCAAAUGCUCUGCAAAGAAAGGGUCGAGCAGGCCGUGUUGCAUCUGGGGUCUGCUUCCAUUUAUUCACUAGCCAUCACUACAACCACCAGCUUUUAAAGCAGCAGCUACCAGAAAUACAAAGAGUGCCAUUGGAACAGCUGUGUCUAAGAAUUAAAAUUUUAGAGAUGUUUAACGCUCAUAAUCUUCAAUCUGUGUUCUCUCGGCUCAUUGAACCUCCACAUGUUGAUUCUCUCCGUGCCUCAAAAAUACGAUUACGAGAUUUGGGAGCAUUAACUCCAGAUGAAAAAUUGACCCCGCUAGGAUAUCAUUUGGCCUCUCUGCCUGUGGAUGUGAGAAUCGGCAAACUGAUGCUCUUUGGGUCUAUCUUCCGCUGUUUGGAUCCUGCUCUCACCAUUGCUGCCAGCUUGGCCUUUAAGUCUCCUUUUGUGUCUCCCUGGGAUAAAAAAGAGGAAGCCAACCAGAAAAAGCUGGAAUUUGCAUUUGCAAACAGUGAUUAUCUGGCCCUUCUGAGAGCAUAUAAGGGAUGGCAGCUGAGUGCAAAAGAAGGUGUGCGUGCAAGUUAUAAUUAUUGCAGACAAAACUUCUUGUCAGGAAGAGUUCUGCAGGAAAUGGCCAGCCUCAAACGACAAUUCACUGAACUAUUAUCGGAUAUAGGUUUUGUAAAGGAAGGACUCAGAGCAAGGGAAAUUGAGAAAAGGGCCCAAGGAGGAGAUGGUGUCCUAGAUGCCACAGGAGAAGAGGCAAACUCAAAUGCUGAGAACCCCAAGCUGAUAUCAGCAAUGCUGUGUGCUGCUCUUUAUCCAAAUGUAGUGCAGGUGAAGAGCCCAGAAGGAAAAUUUCAGAAGACCAGUACUGGUGCUGUCAGAAUGCAACCAAAAUCAGCUGAGUUGAAGUUUGUUACAAAGAAUGAUGGAUAUGUACACAUUCACCCUUCCUCCGUGAAUUACCAGGUCAGACACUUCGACAGCCCCUAUCUGCUGUACCAUGAGAAGAUCAAAACAAGUCGGAUAUUCAUCCGCGACUGCAGCAUGGUGUCUGUGUACCCACUGGUCUUAUUUGGAGGAGGCCAAGUGAAUGUGCAGCUUCAAAGAGGAGAGUUCGUUGUCUCCUUGGAUGAUGGUUGGAUCCGUUUUGUAGCUGCUUCUCAUCAGGUGGCUGAAUUAGUCAAGGAACUUCGUUGUGAACUUGACCAGCUCCUCCAGGAUAAAAUUAAAAACCCAAGCAUAGACUUGUGUACCUGUCCCAGAGGCUCCCGGAUCAUCAGCACAAUUGUGAAACUUGUCACCACACAAUAAAGACUAGUCUUAAGAGCACUUGCUCCUCACCUGCCUCUUGCUCACCUGGAAAGUCACAGCCGUACUUCUACCUCGGACUGAAGGCUUGAGCUGGGGCUGGCCCUGGGCUAGGGCAAGCUACGGUCACAUGCCGAAGGGACAUUUCUACACUUUGUACUUCUAACAAAGUGGGGACACUCCCAGCACAAUUUGGAGUGUCAAUGGUGAGAGAGUCGGAAACCCAGCUUGCCAGUCUUUUUCUCUGUGACUCUUUGAGAGUGAGUGAAAUUCACCUGAUAACACAAAAGUGAAUGUUUAAUAUAAUUCUCUUAUAAUCUAUGUAUUCUUUUUCUUCUACUUUUUAAUCAUGUAUGUCUAUAUAUUCUUUUCUCCUAUUUUUUAUUGGGCAUGAGGAGAGAUAAUCUGUUUUUUUCCUGUCAUAAUAAAGGCUCAAUUGAGGGAAGACAGAACAGAGAAGGAAAAACAAACAAAAAAAUCAUGUGAGCAAGAAAAAUAAAAACUUCAUUUUAGGCUCUUGGCUACUGAGUAAACUUGAUUUGCAAGGGGGCUUUAGUUUUAAUCAUUAAAGGUCACCUUAAAAAGACAAAUUUAACUUGGGAAGCUUGAGGCAACCCAGUGAG
Molecule: messenger RNA, 4908 nt
Organism: Sciurus carolinensis (gray squirrel)
Lineage: Eukaryota; Metazoa; Chordata; Mammalia; Rodentia; Sciuridae
Gene: Dhx57
Product: DExH-box helicase 57
Exons: 24
Coding region: 128-4288 (1386 amino acids)
Cellular component (GO): intracellular anatomical structure
Molecular function (GO): protein binding; RNA binding; metal ion binding
Source: RefSeq, a predicted model, not a curated record